UAUAAUGCUUCACAAUAAUCCGAAUACAUAAAUGUAACCAUCUCUCUUAGUCUUAAAGUCUAAACAUAGCAACAACAUAAAGAGGACGGACACAGAUUUAUUGACAAACAGGAUAUGGGAGAGUUGUGAGCACUGCUGAACAAUGGAUGAAUUUCAGUUAGAGGCUCUGAGACGGAGCCGAGUCUUUCUGGUGUCCAACGUAAUGCCCGAUUCUCUCUGGGACCACCUGGUUGAAAAUGGUGUCUUCACAGACAUGAUGUUGGAAUAUAUCCAGUGCAAAAAACCCAGAAGUGAGCAGGUCCGAACUAUUCUGUCCGACUUGAACCGCCGUCACCGAGGAGCAUACAAUGCUUUCCUGCAAUGUUUGGAUGAAACAGGUCACGAACACUGUGCUGAACAUAUACGCAACCAUGAAAUGAGGUAUCGUAUUGAGAAAGGACUCCCCCCAGUAAUGCAGGAGACAAGCUCAAGGAGCAGCAGUGUGCAAGCACCUUCAGGGGUGUUUGUUGGUCAGACGGCUCAAGUGGUGAAUACAACGCAUCAGCCUCCCCCUCCACCUCUGCCUUCUUCGCAGCCUCCAUCGCAGCCUGUUGAUGAUGAUGAUGAUGUUGAGAUGAGGUUACUUCAGGAUAAUCCUCAGUCGUACUCAAGUGAACCUCCAUCUAUAGCUCUGCAUGGCUACAGCUACCACAGGCGCUGGAAUACUGAUGACGUUUAUACCAUGGAGAGCACCCCUCGUGGCUAUGUACUUGUCAUCAACAACAAGGAAUUUCACUAUAUGCAAGCCAGAUGUGGAACAGAUAAUGAUGUACGAAAUGUGAAAAUGUUAUUUGAGGGACUGGGAUUUGGAGUCAGUAUCCUGCAUAACUUAACAGCUGAGCUCAUGAGAACGAAGCUGAGAGAAUUUGCGGGAAGUUGUCCAUGGAACCAAGUUGAUUCCUGUGUGGUGGUGAUCCUGACUCAUGGGGGUAAUGACCAACGCAUGUAUGGUGUGGAUGGGAAAUUUGACAAUGACAACUUCAUCACAAACAGAGACCUCUUCAACACAUUUGGUAGUAUCAACUGCCCCAUCCUACAAGGGAAACCGAAGCUGUUUCUGAUACAAGCUUGCCGGGGCACGGAAGAAGAUGGGGGCUGUGUUAGUUUUCACACUAAACGUGGUUCAGUACAAGUAUCAGAAAAGGACAUAACUGGAGAGCAGGGCGAUGCCUUUGGAGAACUAGAAAGGCCUGAUGGACGGUAUUUGGACUUGCAGUCUCUUCCAUCUUUCUCUGACAUGAUCAUUGCUCAAUCCAGCGUAGCAGGGUUUGUGUCAUACAGAAAUACAGAGGAAGGCAGUUACUUCAUAAAUUCAGUGGUGGAAGUGUUCAAAAAGUGUGCCGCCACGUGUGAUAUUCACGACAUGCUCACAAAGGUUAACAGGGUGAUAGCGGAGAACUUCCAGACCCAUGACGGUAAGAAGAUGAUGCCAGCGUCCACAAACCAGCUCCUCAAGAAGUGGUUCCUCAAUCCCAAGUUCCGAUAGGUGCAGAGAUGCCCUAUAUCAUUUGAAAAAAUAUCUUAAGAAGUUGUGUGAUGAUUUUAUUAUCAAAUCCCUGAAAAUAUGUGGUAAUUAAGACUACUUAUUGAGGUUUUGCUGUGAAUAUGAAUAGAUGUGAAAAACAAGAGUACACAUUAGAAUUCAUAUGGUUUCUAUGGUGACAGUGUCUUUCAUUGUCUGUACUUAAGUAAUCAAUCAUAUGCAAGCACAGAUAAUGUUCAAGAAUUACAGAAUUUAUUUGUCAAAAUCUGAAAUUUAGCUGUACAUCUUAAGAGGCCUGUAUAGUGUUAAAGUAUGUUAAAAGGGAAAAAACAUCAAGGUUUCUGGAAAUUCUGUUCUUGCUAUAUUGAUUGAAAAUUUAUAACAAUCUACAAAACCAAAAGAUAUAAUUUUUCAAGCUACAUAAAGGUGAGCUGCUUAAAUAAUAAUAAUAACAGACAUUUUAUAUAGCACCUUUCCAUGCCACAGGGAUAUUCCUAAAGCGCUUCCUGAGCUCAAGUUAAAACUAUAUACAGAUGCCAGGUACAGAUGAGUAAAAGUCACUUGGGAUGAGUGUUGAGCAUGUUUUUAAUGUACCUAGGGAAGGAGAUGAUUUAACUCAAUUGGGAGAGAGUUCCACAGAGAAGCUCGUGGAUAUGAAAAGGUUCUUGGGCCAAAUGAUUUUAGAUUUUAGCUCGGGACAGCGAGUAACAGUCAUUGUGAUGAGCGUAAGGGUCUUUCUGGAGAGUAAUGUGUCAGUAAGUCUUAAAGGUAGGAGGGUCCUGAGUUGUAGAAAGACAGAUACGUGAGGCAGAGAAUUUUGAAGUCAAUACUUUUACGAAUACGGAGCCAGUGUAGAGAGUUCAGGAUUGGAGAGAUGUGACAGCGAGGACUGGUGAGAGUGAUGAUGCUGCAGUACCUCAUGGCCGCAUGUUUGUCAGUGAUCUGAAUAUUUUUCUUCAUCUGUGGAGUUUUAGUGAUUUUCAGGUUUAUGAAAAUAUGUGAAUGCGAACAAGCUUUUGACUCACACUGAGUUUUAUGACAUUGCCUGUGUCAGACUUUUAACAACAAUUACUAUUAAAUGGGGUCUCAGUAAGCAGAUUUCAAUAUCUGACAUUGACAGGUGUUUCACCAAAGUUGAUUUCUCAUGCAAUUUAGGCAAAUACAAUAUAAAUAUGUAUGUCGUUUUAGGUCAAGAAAUUGUGUACGGAUUUCAUAAAAAAUAAGAUAAAUCAUGCUUUUUAA
Molecule: messenger RNA, 2764 nt
Organism: Haliotis rubra (blacklip abalone)
Lineage: Eukaryota; Metazoa; Mollusca; Gastropoda; Lepetellida; Haliotidae
Product: caspase-2-like
Exons: 9
Coding region: 143-1525 (460 amino acids)
Biological process (GO): regulation of apoptotic process; proteolysis
Molecular function (GO): cysteine-type endopeptidase activity
Source: RefSeq, a predicted model, not a curated record